UGCCCAUCUACUUCGAUGGUCAGUGAAUACAAGAGGGAGACUGAAGCUGAUGACGAGAGAUAUGGUCUCAGGGAUCUUGUGGAAGACUGCAGAUCUCGUUUGGGCAAUUUGGAGCAGAUGGUGAAGCAGUUUACAGAGAAGGUGGAAAUAGCUCAUCCACCUCCAGCUCUGACCAUUGGUCAUAAAGUAAAGGAAGUGCCACUCUGUCAUUACUUUAGAGAGGAGAGCAGCUCAACUCAGACAUCACUAGGAACGUGUUCAGCCGUGGGCAGUACCAUGGAGAGCAAUACAAGCAUCCAUGACACCUGUCACAUAAGACAGUGCAAAGAUGCAGCCGUACGGGUCCCUGAGGAGCUGAUUGAUACAAAAGUGGGAGACAAGGAAAACUUGCAUCACUCUUCAGGCCUUCUCACCAAAUGUGAGGUGAUGGAGGCAAAUGUGUCCAUCCUCCCUUCCCCUGAUGACCAGCUAAUCUCUGCAGCCAUGCUGCAGGCCGCUGCUACACCUGGCAGCAGUUUUCAGAUGACGGAGCGUGGAGUUCUGUCUGAUUCUCAACUGUGCCCAACAGCCGUGAUGCAGGCCACUUCUACACCUGAUUCUCAACUGGAUCCUCCAGCUGUACCAACUUUUGAACAGCGCUGUGAAAUGAUCACAGAGACAGAGGACCAGGAGAACAGUGAGGAACGUUCUCAGCAUGCUGGUGGAGACAUUGUGGAAAGCAAUGUUUGCAAAGACCUUGCAGUUGCUGAGAGCAUCACACCUGAGGUGGAGGAGGUAGCAGAGGCCACACUGAUGUCAUCAGACGUUCUGCUGUUAACAUCAACCACACAGAAGUAA
Sardina pilchardus (European sardine) is the source of this 837-nucleotide messenger RNA. RefSeq lists its product as uncharacterized. The record is from RefSeq and is a predicted model, not a curated record. The transcript is spliced from 8 exons. NCBI's taxonomy places the organism in Eukaryota, Metazoa, Chordata, Actinopteri, Clupeiformes, Clupeidae. The coding region runs from base 16 to 837 and encodes 273 amino acids.